AUGAAGUCACCAAGUUGGGCGUUGAGGCAAUCGCUUGGGCGCCAGGUCGAAUUGGCUCUACAACAACGAUACCACAGUUCUGCGACCUCGAGGCCAUCACCAGCAUCGCGAACGAGCAACGGCAGCUCCUUAUUCACAAGGACAACACAAUGCCGGUCGACGACAAGCCCGUCGGCAGCGAUUAGAGCAGUCACACGCAGCAAAAAUGCACAGCAACAAGAAACCAGACGGCUUUUCUCGCGGACGAGCCGGACCAGCCAGCAGCAGCCGGCCGAAGACCCCAACUUCACGUCCAUCCUAGACAACCCGCCACAAUUGGUGCGGACAGGCCGGCGACACAACAUGUGGGGUCUUGCAUUCCUGGCCAUUAUACCCGUGACGGCAUUCGUGCUGGGCACCUGGCAGGUCCAACGUCUAGGCUGGAAGACGGAGCUCAUUGCGCGAUUCGAAGACCGUCUGGUCCGCGACCCCCUCCCGCUGCCGGGCCGCGUGGACCCCGACGCGAUCCACGACUUUGAUUUCCGCCGCGUCGUGGCAAAGGGCCAUUUGCGCCACGACCAGGAAAUGCUCAUUGGCCCGCGCAUGCGCGACGGCGAGGACGGGUACAUGGUGGUGACGCCGCUCGAGCGCGAGGGCGACGGUACCACGGUCUUGGUCAACCGGGGCUGGAUCAGCAAAAAGAUGCGCCGCCAGGCCGAUCGUGGACCGGGAUCCUUGCCCCGGGGCGAGGUUGUCGUCGAGGGGUUGCUGCGGGAGCCCUGGAAGAAGAACAUGUUCACGCCCGAUAACCGCCCUGACAAGGGCGAGUUUUACUUUCCAGAUGUGCGACAGAUGGCCGAGUUGACGGGCAGUCAGGCUGUCUGGAUCGAGUCUACUAUGGAGCCGGAUUGGUCCGAGAGUCUCGAGAUGCACUCAAGAGGUAUACCCAUCGGCAGAGCUGCUGAAGUCAACCUGCGGAAUAACCACGCCCAAUACAUCUUUACAUGGUACGGCCUUGCCAUAGCUACAUCCAUAAUGUUUUACAUGGUGGUGAAGAAGCCACCAACGGAUGUUUCGCGCAGAGUUCGGUUGAAUAAGAACUGGUAA
Messenger RNA from Pestalotiopsis fici W106-1, 1086 nucleotides. RefSeq lists its product as uncharacterized. The record is from RefSeq and is a predicted model, not a curated record. The transcript has 3 exons. Gene Ontology annotation, cellular component: mitochondrion; membrane. Bases 1 to 1086 code for a protein of 361 amino acids. Lineage: Eukaryota; Fungi; Ascomycota; Sordariomycetes; Amphisphaeriales; Sporocadaceae. Gene Ontology annotation, biological process: mitochondrial respiratory chain complex IV assembly.